AUGGACCAGUUAGCUCCUUUGAUCCCUGAAAACCCAAAACUUGAGCAAGAAAACCAGAAAACCCAUCUGUCUCUGGCUCUCAUAGAAGCCAAAUGCAUAGCCAACAUAGCUUUUCCAAUGGUUUUAACGGGCCUGUUGCUCUACUCACGCACAAUGAUCUCCAUGCUCUUCCUUGGCCGCCUUGGAGAGCUUGCCUUGGCUGGUGGUUCGCUUGCUAUUGGCUUUGCCAACAUCACAGGGUACUCUGUUCUCUCUGGCCUUGCCAUGGGCAUGGAACCCAUCUGCGGCCAAGCUUAUGGAGCCAAAAGAUUCAAACUUUUAGGCCUCACUCUGCAGAGAACUGUGAUUUUGCUUCUCUUAACUUCAAUACCCAUUGCACUUUUGUGGUUCAACAUGAAGAGAAUUUUGCUUUCUUGUGGCCAGCAAGAUGAUAUUGCUACUCAGGCCCAAUCUUAUAUUUUUUAUUCUCUUCCUGAUCUCAUUGCUCAAAGCCUUUUGCACCCUCUGCGGAUUUAUCUGCGAAGCCAAUCCAUAACUGUGCCUCUCACAUUCUGUGCAACUCUGGCUAUUCUUCUCCACAUUCCCAUCAAUUACCUUCUUGUUUGUGUUCUCAAUCUCGGAAUCAAAGGCGUUGCGUUAAGCGGGGUUUGGACUAAUGUCAAUCUCGUAGGAUCUUUGAUUUUUUACAUUGCAAUCUCAGGUGUAUACAAGAAAACUUGGGGUGGUUUCUCCAAAGAGUGCUUCGAAGGGUGGAAAAGUCUCAUGAAUUUGGCAAUUCCAAGCUGCAUUUCAGUUUGUUUAGAAUGGUGGUGCGUUGGUGUGUCAACAAGGGUGGGAAAUGAACUUGGUGCAAACCGUCCCGAAAGAGCGAAACUUGCAACAAUUGUGGGCCUAUCUUAUAGCUUUAUUCUGGGAUUUUCAGCAUUGCUGUUUGCUGUGACUGUGAGGAACAUUUGGGCAAGCAUGUACACCCAAGACUCAGAAAUUAUUACAUUGACAUCAAUGGUGUUGCCAAUUAUUGGCCUGUGUGAGCUUGGGAACUGUCCACAAACAACAGGUUGUGGUGUUCUGAGGGGAACUGCUAGGCCUAAGCUGGGUGCAAAUAUAAAUUUGGGUUGCUUUUAUCUUGUGGGAAUGCCUGUUGCUGUGUGGUUGGGUUUUUUAGCAGGGUUUGAUUUUAGAGGACUGUGGCUUGGUCUUUUGGCAGCUCAGGGCUCAUGCGUUGUGACCAUGUUGUUUGUUUUGGCUAGAACCAAUUGGGAACUUCAAGCCCAGAGAGCCAAGGAGCUAACAGGAACUUUCACUAUUGAUGAUCAAGACGCUGCUGAUGAAGCUUAUGAGUCUUUGAGUUCAUUACAAAAGGCCAAAUGUGACAAUUCAUUAGUAUGA
Molecule: messenger RNA, 1389 nt
Organism: Prunus armeniaca (apricot)
Lineage: Eukaryota; Viridiplantae; Streptophyta; Magnoliopsida; Rosales; Rosaceae
Source: the annotation of a GenBank genome assembly